AUGACCAAAAUAAAUGAUGAAAGCAAUUCUUCUUUGAUAACAGUGGAAGUAAAUGAAGCUGAGAGUGUUCCUUAUGAUACUUUUGUUGAAAAUGAAGCUUUAAAUAUUGAUACUAGUUUUGAAGAUAAUCUAAUGUCAGAAGAGGGAGAUGCAGCAACGGAUGGGGGAUCAUCGUUAAAAUAUGCUAAAAAUUUGGAACCAUGGUUACCUGAAGAACAAAAGAAAAAACAUAUAUUUUUAGUUAAUUGGCAUUAUCGUUGUAUGGCCCAUGUAUUAAAUUUAAUUGUUGGAGCAGCAUUUGAAGCAAAUGUAAUACCUCUACCUGUUAAAAAAUUACGUACUUUUAUUAAUAUGAUUAGAAAUUCUCCCAAACAAAUGAAUAAGCUAAAGGAAUAUUUUAGAAUUGAAAGUAUAGAUUUUAAAACACCUCUUCCUGAUAUUACAACUAGGUGGAACUUUACAUAUUUUAUGAUUGAAAGAGCCUCAGAAAUUAAACCUCUUUUAGCAUAUUUAGUUUCAACACCAUUUGCAUUAAUGACUAAAGUUAUAUUUGCAUCUAGUUACCCAACAAUUGCUCAAGUAUAUGAAAUGAAACGGGUCUUUGAUAUUUAUUUUGAUUAUAUUAAUCAAUCAUUACAUAUUCCAGCAUUUUUUGAUCCAAGGUAUAAAAAAACAGCUUAUAGAAAUAUGUCCUGA
This is a messenger RNA of Funneliformis geosporum, 696 nucleotides long. The record is from the annotation of a GenBank genome assembly. Lineage: Eukaryota; Fungi; Glomeromycota; Glomeromycetes; Glomerales; Glomeraceae.